Molecule: messenger RNA, 1542 nt
Organism: Emericellopsis cladophorae
Lineage: Eukaryota; Fungi; Ascomycota; Sordariomycetes; Hypocreales; Bionectriaceae
Product: calcineurin-dependent
Exons: 7
Coding region: 1-1542 (513 amino acids)
Molecular function (GO): monooxygenase activity; oxidoreductase activity, acting on paired donors, with incorporation or reduction of molecular oxygen; heme binding
Source: RefSeq, a predicted model, not a curated record
AUGGCCAUGUUCAGCCCUAGCCUCAUCUUGCAGAGCUGGCCAGCCAUGGCCCCCUGGACCAAGGCCGCCCAUCUUUUGGUCCUGGCUUUGGCAGGGCUCAUAACCUAUAGCCUCUGCCUCGUGUUUUACCGUCUCUUUCUACACCCACUCAGAAACGUGCCGGGUCCCAAGUUGGCGGCGGCAACAAGUUGGUAUGAGUUCUACGAGGAUGUCAUCCUUGACGGGCACUACCUCAAGGAGUAUCCUCGACUACAUGCCCAAUACGGUCCUAUUGUCCGCAUGAGUCCAAACAGAGUUCACGUCAAUGACGUGGAGUUUUAUCACUUGGUCUUUUCUACAGGAACCAAGUUUUCCAAAGAGCCAGCCUUAUCCAAGGUUGCAGGCGACCUCGACGCACUACCGUUCGUUCUGGACCCCCCGGCGCAUAAGGCUCGCCGCGCCAUCAUCAGUCCCAUGUUCUCUCCCGCUUCCAUGAGACAGUUCUCGCCGAGCCUCCUCCAAAUCAUCAAGGCUGCCUUGGGAAAGGUGGAAGAAGCAUAUGAGUCGGGGCUUCCCUUGCGCCUAAACAGGUUGGAGUCCAACUUUUCGAUGGAUAUUAUGAUGAAGUUGUGUUUCGGCAAGGACAUGAACUGCAUCCAAGGGUCAGAAGAGACCUCCGCCUUGGUCGACUCGCUGGUCUCUCUGACCGGCAACUUUGCUCUCAUGAAGCACUUCCCUAUCCUGGGCACUACAUUGCAGUCGUUCCCCAACCCGGUCAUGGCACGCUUGGCCCCAGGCUUUGUGGAGUUUCGCAGUAAAUGUGCCGAGUGGGUCACCGAGGUCCGUCAGAGACAGCAGGAGAAGGGCAUCUUCUCCGAUGAGACUGGUCGCCAGACCGUCUUCGACGCCAUCCUCGAAGCCGAGCCGCACCGCAGCACCAAGAGCCUGGUGGACGAGACGUUUUCCCUCGUCAUCGCCGGUACCGAGACCACGGUGACGACCAUCACCUUUGGCGUGUGGUGCAUCCUGAAGAACCCCGAUAUCCAAAGAAGGCUGCUAGACGAACUCAGCGAGGUGGAAACAAAUGAGGAUGGGUUGAUGGAAUACCAAAACCUGGCCAACUUGCCCUAUCUGACUGCUGUUAUCACUGAGACCCUACGCAUAUCGUCUGCGGCGUCCGGCAUUCUAACGCGCGUUGUGCCGGCCGGGGGAACCACAUACGGCAAACACUUCCUCCCGGAAGGGACCUCCGUCUCGACGGCACAGCGCAUGAUACAUCACAACCCUAACCUCUACCCCGAGCCCGACGUCUUCAACCCCGAGAGAUGGCUAGGCGACGACGCGGCGACGUACAAGAAGAACCUGGUCCCGUUCAGCAAGGGUCCACGGGUGUGUCCCGGCAUGAAUCUCUCCUACAUGGAGGCCUAUGUCUUCCUCGCAAACCUCUUUCGACGCUUCGAUAUGCGCUUGGAGGACGCAGAGCAAGACACGCUCCGCUGGAGGGAUUAUACCACCCUUCGUCUGGACGAUGAUGUGAAGAUCCUGGUCAAUGGUCUCAGGUAA